Molecule: messenger RNA, 4747 nt
Organism: Argiope bruennichi
Lineage: Eukaryota; Metazoa; Arthropoda; Arachnida; Araneae; Araneidae
Gene: UbcE2M
Product: NEDD8-conjugating enzyme Ubc12-like
Exons: 5
Coding region: 78-626 (182 amino acids)
Source: RefSeq, a predicted model, not a curated record
UCUAAGUGUAUAUCUCUCUCUGAAUUCUCGUUUUCUAUGUAUGUCUAGUAAACUAUUUGUUAUAUCAGAGAUACACAAUGAUUAAAUUAUUUUCGCUUAAACAACAAAGAAAGGAUGGAGAAUCUCCUGCUAAGGCAAAUACUCAGAAGCGAGCGUCAGCUGCUCAAUUAAGAAUUACUAAAGAUAUCAAUGAGCUUAAUCUUCCAAAAACAUGCAAAAUGGAGUUUCCUGAACCAGAUGACCUUCUGAAUUUUAAACUCAUUAUAUCCCCGGAUGAAGGAUUUUAUCGAGGUGGUUCUUUCACCUUCAGCUUUCGUGUUAGUCCAAAUUAUCCUCAUGAACCUCCUAAAGUGAAAUGUGAAACUAUGGUUUAUCAUCCUAACAUUGAUUUAGAUGGAAAUGUCUGUUUAAAUAUAUUAAGAGAGGAUUGGAAACCAGUUUUAACUAUCAAUUCUAUUGUUUAUGGGCUGCAGUAUUUAUUUCUGGAACCCAAUCCUGAAGAUCCUUUGAACAAAGAAGCAGCUGAAGUAUUGCAAAAUAAUCGAAGACUUUUUGAGCAAAAUGUUCGAAAAGCCAUGAAUGGAGGCUAUAUAGGCUCAACUUGUUUUGAACGUUGUUUAAAAUAAUAUAACUUUAAAUUAAAGACAUUUAUCCUUUGAAUUACUUUUGUUCUGAAAUAAAAUUUAAAAAAAUUUGAUAAACAUACUUUCAUAUGCAUGUGCAAAUAUCCGUUCACUUAUAUAAUUUAAUUUACCCUUUAGUGCUUAUAUUUUUCUUCAAUUUCUUUGUAUGAUACUCAUUUGAUAUACUCCAGGCCUUUGUUAAGUAAUAAUUUUCUGCAUUAUUCUUGUUCCCUUGUGGAAGAAAAUUCUUGUUUCCGUUUGUAUUGUUCUAUGAUUUUGCAGGAAACAUUUCUAUAAAUCUAGCUAUAAUUUACCUGGAAAUUGGAAUAGUAUGUGCUUCCAGUUAGAAAAUGUGUGCAUGGUGAUUCAAGUGGUUUAGUAUUUUAUAUAACAGUUAACUGAUUAUUAUUAUCAAACUUAUUAACGUUGAUGAUAAUUUCAUUCUGAGCUCCCCAAAGCACAAUAAAAUCAUUAGAAUUAAUUUUUUUCAGGUGUUAACGAAUUUUCUGUAGUCAAGAUAAUAAGUACUUAAUUUUUCUGUGAGCCCUCUUUGUGUUUUAUUGAAAACUCUUGAAGUCUUGAAUACUCUUUUUUUAUCUCUUGAGAAACAACUUGUCAUUUAACAACAUAGAACAUUUUUUUGCAGUCAUAAGAUCUUAUUACAGGCUGCAUCAAAAUUCAUACAAUAUGUUACAAUUCUGUUAAAAUAGCAGCAGUUUUCAGUUAUUAGUACUUCAAGUGUAGAUUGUUAUGAUAUUCUUUGUAACUCAUAUUUACAUUGGGAGUGCAUUUCUUGAAAUGAUGUUUGAAAAAUAUUGAUUGAGGAACCAUUAGGGAAGAACAUUUAUAUCAUUUCACUGAAUACUCUGCUUGUCAGAACUUGAUGAAAAAUGUCUCAAUCUGGUGUACAGUAUUUUGAUGAUUUGUCCUUGAUGCAUCUUAUUGCAAGAUUUUUAUUUUCGAUGGAUUUGUUUUUGUACUUUUAAUUUGGUGUUUUUCACAAAAGGAAAUUAUUUUAAGUUUAAAGUGGUUUUUUUUAAAGCUAGAUUUACUUUAUUGCAUAUAAAAUAAUGGAUAGAUUUCGGGCUUGGGGGGGGGACAGGAUGUGUUUUUCAAAUAACUUGUUUCUUUUGCUCAAAUAUCAGUCUGGUUGUUUGGAUCUAUACUCAUUUGUUUCAUUCUGCUGCUUUGAUUUUUUUUUUCUUCUGAAAACUUAAUUUUCUUAUAAAAUUCAUUCUGAUAGUAUUUUUUUAUUGAGUAAGUAAUUAAGGAAUCAAUAUUUUUAAAGCAUUUUCCUAAGUUCUUGAAUUUUGUGCAUAUCUUCCGAAGAUUUAUUAACCUGUAACAUUUUAAGACCUUCACUUUAAAAGAAGUUUUAAUAGUAGAUGGUACAUGCAUACUGUGAAUGACGUAAUAUUUUAUUCGUUGUUGAUUUUUCUUAUCGUUUUAGUUUCAGUAAGAAUGUUUAAAAGUCAGUUGUAAAGUAUCGCAAGCAUUCAACUAAAACCAAUGUAAUGAAACAGCCACUUAUUGUAUUAAAUCCUGUUAUUUACUGUCUAUAACUUUUUCAAUUGUUCUUGCAUUUUAUUUGAUUUUACCUAAUUCACUGUAUUAUCCAAUUUUUUCAAAUCUUGAUUUACAUAUAAAUGUUUAUCAGGAAUGUUUGUAUUUCGAUUUGAUAGUUAACUGUGCAAAUAUUAAAGUAUAUCGUUAGGAAGUAGAUUCUUAAUAUGUUCUGAAGUUGAAACGCCUUUCAUUAAAAUCUUUAGAUAUUUAGAUUUAAUUUUCCUAAAUAUAUAUAAUUUGUUAAAUGUGUGCAUUUUCUAAAUACAUAUUCUCAUAGAUUUUAUAUAACAUUUGAAAUGCGUUUGUUUUACCAAUAGCUUCAAAAUAUUUUGAUGAAACUACAAUUAAGAUCUGGCCUUUCUUUCUUUUUGUAUGUGUGUGUAAAAUCUAUUUUAAAAUAUUAUGAUAGAAAGAGAUGUUUGAUUCCAUUAAAAUGUGCAUAUUACGUUUUAUUAUUAUUAUUAUUAUUAUUAUUCUUGUGAAUCUGCAUGAAAUAUCUUUGUCCGAAAGUAUUUAUUUCCCGCUUUUGGAAAUAUCAGUAAUAAUUGACUGCUUAUAUAUAUCUUGGGGCAUAUAUCUUUCAGACCAUUGGGGCAUAUAUCUUUGACCAUUGAUGGUAUUAAAAGUAUACCAUUGGGCCAUAUAUCUUUGACCAUUGGGGCAUAUAUCUUUGACCACUGAUGGUAUUAAAAGUAUACCAUUGGGCCAUAUAUCUUUGACCAUUGGGGCAUAUAUCUUUGACCACUGAUGGUAUUAAAAGUAUACCAUUGGGCCAUAUAUCUUUGACCAUUGGGGCAUAUAUCUUUGACCACUGAUGGUAUUAAAAGUAUACCAUUGGGCCAUAUAUCUUUGACCAUUGAUGGUAUUAAAAGUAUACCAUUGGGGCAUAUAUCUUUCAGACCAUUGAUGGUAUUAAAAGAAUGAUGUGAUUUAAUAUGUCUGUGUCUGUACGUAUUUAUAACCGAUUAUGAUUAUUAGGUAUUUGUAUGUAAAUAUAUAAAGAGAUUACUCAAAUGCUAAUUUUUAGCCAAAUAUAGAAUGAGUUUUCCAUGCUAAUCUUUUAAAUUUAUUUCCUUCCCAAUUAUAUGCUUAGUUUUCAAUAUUAAUAGGCAAAAUUUAAAGUUUAUUGAAUGAAAAAUGGCUCUUAACAUGUUAUAUUAUUUAAGUUUUGUAGUUAUAUUUACCAUAAUAUCAUUUAAAUAUGAAAUUAUUAAAGGAAAAAGUAAUUAAUCAGUAAAUAUAUAUUUAAAUUUUCUUAUUAUUACAAUGUGUUUAUAAACGUACAUAUAUUAUCAGCUUUAGAAAUUUGACUUAAAAAUAAGGGUCCUUUUAGUUUUAUAUCAGCGAUUUUUUUAAUGAAAUAAAUUUUAUAUUUAAUUUGACAAAUUCCUUCUACUGCUCAAUUUUUCUGUGUUAAAAUUGGUUAUUGUAUUUACUUGAAUUUAUUUUCCUUUGUGCUAAAUAAGUACAUCAAGAGGUGCUAGGAGAGAUUCAUUUUAGAAAUUUACUAAAUUUUAAUUUAUGGAUUAUAAUAGUUAAACAUUUGAAUCAUUUGCUUUGAUAAGAUUUUUACAACAGUGGUAUUUUUUAUUCAUAUUGUAAAUUAUUUUACUAAUGAUAACCAUUCUACCAAAAAAAAUUUAAUUUCAUAGAAUUAAAAAAAAUUCUUAGAUUUUUCUAAAACUUAUUUUUGUUUGUAGCAUGUUACUGUUGCAUCUAAAUGUUUUCACUAUUUGGCAAGCGUAGGAAAAACAUUACUGUUGUCAGUUAACGAAUUUUAAUGCCUGUGUGAUAUAAUGUGUGUUUUACUUUUUAAUGUAUCUUAUAUGCUGUGUGUUCUUGAAACUGUCCUAGUUUUAAAAAGAAACUAAUUCAUGAGAUUGGUUGUUCAUCUGUACAGAAGCAUAAAUUGAAAAGCUUUUUAGUAAUUGUGUAUCAUUUGCCUAUGUGUUAUGAAUUCAUGCAGAAUAAGGAAUUACGAAGUUGAUUGUGCUAACGGAUGUUUAUUUCUAACACCUGCAAUAAAUACUGUGAUCAUUCUUCUAAUUCCUGAUAUCAAUGAUGCAUGUAUUCAAACAAUUAUUACACUUAUGUACGUCUUUUCAAAUCGUUUAUGUGUAUAUAAAACUCAAAAUAGGACUGCCAGAAUUUUUGUUGAGACAUGCAUGUGAAAUAAUCAUGUAUAAUGCUGUGAUCAUACCUAUAUAUAUUUUUUUUCUUUCUCGUUCAUAAAAAAGCAAAUUGUUUACAAUUGCUUUAUUGUAAUGCUGUGUACUGUAUCAAAUUCUUAUGUACAUAGUUAUUUUUUAAUGACAUGUAAAAUGAUUUUCUCAAGUUUAAGACUAGUUUAUGCUGUGAAAAGUUGUUUCAUUUUGUGCAUUGAAGGUUAGUUGAACUUCUGCAAAUAGAUGUCAGUGUUGACUCGUAUUCUUUAAAGGGAUUAUAAAUCCAAUUCUAACUUUUUUUUUGUUAAGAAAUUAGAUUUUAAUCCACAUGGUAAAGAAAUUUCUUAACUACACUCAUAAUGUUUUCCUUUGAAUAAAGUAAGUUUGCUUUUA